ACUGUCACAAAACAAGGACUUUGCAAAAUGGAGAAAUUGGCUACAUCAAUUUGUCUACAUUAUACUCUCACAAAUAUACAUACUGACUGAGAUUAUACAUUAAGGAAGGCAGAGUGUGAUAAUUUGGCCCACCUUAAUAUCACAAAGAGAGACAUUGUUACAUAGAAAACAACGACAAUAUGUUUCUCCGAAAAAAACUUAAAUGUAAAAACAUUCCAGAGUUAAUCACAAUAUUGAUAAUACUACAUGUAAUUGUUUCCUUUACAAUUAUGUACUUUUGUUUCAAUGGUGUCAAAGAACUGCAUCUUUGGGAGGACAUGAAUAUCCCAAAACAAAGAAAUAUUUUGGAAAAACGUGAAAGUCCAAAAGAAAUUGAUGAGCUGGAAUUUGUUAUUGAUGGGGAUGUAAAACUGUCAAUGGGAAAGUUGACACAAGAGGUAUAUAGACAUAAUCAAAAUGGUGAUAUCAACAAUCAACCCAAGGUCAAAGAUGAGAAAGUCAAGGACAGAAUGAAAUUUGUUAUUGAUGGGGAUGUAAAACUAAAACAGAGGAACAGAAUCUUAAGACCAUCAAUGGGAAAGUUGACACAAGAGGCAUAUAGACAUCAUCAAAAUGGUGAUCUCAACAAUCAACCCAAGGUCAGGGAUGAUAAGGUCAAGGUCAGGGAUAGUGAUAUUCUUCAAACCCAAGCUGCAAUAAUUGAGAAUGAUGUUGAAACAUACAUGAAAAUGAGACAAAAAAGGAUUGAAAAUGCUUGUCAAAGACUGGAGAAACUGAGAAAAAAGAAAACCCCAACUAGAAAGAAAAUAUCAAAUGGUAACAUUUAUGUUGAUAUGAAGAAAAAGAUUCUAUAUUGCUAUACACCUAAAGUCGCCAGCACCACAUGGAGGGAGAUUCUAACAGCUAGCAAAUAUGAUUUAAAUGAAACUAAUAUACAGUUGAGUCAAAGAGGACCAAAUUGGAGCAAAUGGUACGAAGGGAGGAUCCUAACACAUCUGAAACUUCUCAAUAGCAGGAGCCAGAAAAAUAUUCAAGGGGAAUUUUUCAAAUUCAUGUUUGUGCGCGAUCCAAUAGAAAGACUUCCAUCUGCCUGGAAAUCAAAGUUCAUUGAUGUCAAAGGAGAUUAUUACAGAAAACGCUAUGGAUCAAAUAUGGUGCGAAAAUAUCGUCAUAACCCUACAUAUGCUGAGAUUGUAGAAGGAAUACCUACUUUUGAAGAGUUUGUAAAAUAUAUAACUGACCGAAGAAAUCGUCCACAAGAUUCACAUUGGAUAUCUUUUAAUGAAUUAUGCACCCCAUGUACCAUCCACUAUGAUGCCAUUGGAGAUUUUAGGACUCUUAACACAGAUGCCAACUUUACCUUAGCACAUGCAAAUCUUGAUAAAUACAUUUUCCCAGUAAGUCAGCCUAAAACAUCAGCUAGACUUCAAAGUUACUAUAGCAACCUAACCUCACAAACAAUUAAUAGAAUAUAUGCAAGAUAUGCUACAGACUAUGAAAUGUUUGGAUUUGAAAAAUGGCUAAAACUUGAUUAAAAUGAAAUCAGGAGGACAUCCUAUUUCAAAAUUUAAACAUAUCUGAACACCUAUAUAAUCCAAACACUUCUCAACAUGAACACUUUUUCUAGGUCCCUAAUUUGUCAUCUUCUUUUGAACUUCAUAUUGAAAAACCUUGAAAUGUGAACACCUUCUAAUUCAAACACUUGGUCCCAGAGGAGUUCGGAUUAGACAGGUUUUAUUGUCUAUAGGGUCUACAUGUACCAUGAUAUGGUUGAUUAAUACAACAUAUAUUUCUAUACUUUUUGGGAAUAAUUCAUGGAUUCUAAAUUCAUGUUUAUAAAGAUAUGACGAAAGGCCUCUCAAAAUGUGAGGCAGGACUUCAAAAUGUGAGUCAGGACUCUAAAAAGGUGAGUCAGGACUCUUAAAAUAAAGUUGAAGAGAUUAAGAGGCUUUCAAUCUGGUAUCAUUUAUCAGUGUACUGUACAGGUACCUACCAAGCUUUCUGGAACUGCUACAGAGCGUGCUCCUAUAUACUGCAAUACAUCUGUAGCUACACCAGUGUCCCACUCUGUAAGUUCAUGUGGAGCUUGCACCAGCCCUGACCACUGGCUUUCAAGAUGCUUGGCCUAAAAAGAAGUAAUAUAUGUACCAUUUAACCAUUGGUUGUUGGUCCUCUAAGAGGGUCCUAUUUUCAUACAAUGGUUAAACCUUGUGUAUCAUUCAGUAAUGCAGUUAUGAAAUCAAUGCACAAGGGGGACAGAGCUGGACUUUCCUACGAGCUACCUGGUUGCAUCAGAACAUGUAGCUAAGACUUUUAACAAUACAUGACUGACAUUGAUUAUACACUGACUUAUCUCUGGAUAAAUGGGAAUUAAUGAAUAGAAUAUACUUGGCAAUAGUAUGGCAAUAGAGGCUUUGCCAUAUACAUGUAGUUUUAAAAAUCUUUUGAGAUUUUAGGAGGUUAACAUUCCAAUAUUUAACAAUCAUUGACAUUAUUGUAUCCCAUUUGAUAUGUUUUCAUCCAGUACGAGUAAAUAGUAAGCCCUCUAUUGGUAACCCUGAAGCUGCAUUUUCUGCAAAAAUGUAGAAAUCUGAACUUUUUAAAACUCAGAUGGCCAUACAGGAAUUGGUAUUAAUUUAAAUGAAUUAUAUUUUUAGAUUUAAACUAUAAUUUAUACCUUUGGCACAUGUGAGUCUACUUUAGCUAUCUCUUGGUUGAUGUGACUGUUCCAUUGUUCUGUCACUUCCUCUAACUCUUGUGAACUACAGUGGCCUUCAUUCUACAAAAUAUAACACUUAAUACCAAGAAGGAUUCUGACAGGGUCCCAACUCAAUAUCUUUAAUCUCCAAACAAUAUAUAAAUUAAAGGAGUGGGACUAUAUAUAGUCAAAUAUUUUUGGUUUGUCAACAAUCUUAGGGAUAAAAAGCCCAAAUUGCUCAUAUAAAAAACAACGACCAUUGAUUCACCUAUAUUAUAACUUCUAUAUCUGAUAAAAUUCAACAGAGAUCAGUGACCCCCUCCCCUCCUCUUUUUUUCCAUAACGGGAGACUUAAAAAAGCAAAAAGCCCACUUUAUGUAAGUGUAGGUAAGUUUCCAAUAUAGAUAUUAAUAGUAUACACAACUGACAUCAACUCUUGGACUACCACAAUAUAAAUAAAUAACAUCAAAUCAGUCAAAUCUUACAAUGACUUUUUCAGCAUAAAGGUCUGGAAUACUCUUGCGAUUUCUGAUAACAUCAUACAUCAAUGGUUGCGUGAAAGAUGGAUCAUCCAUCUCAUUGUGUCCCCAGCGACGAUAACACAUCAAGUCUAUGAUGAUGUCUUUUCUGAAUCUCUGCCUAUACUCCAUGGCCAACUUAGUGGCUGCAAUGACUUGCUCGGGAAAAUCUCCAUUGACACGAAUGACUGGAGAACCAAUGAUUUUGCCAACAUCGCUCGAAUAAAGAGAUGAUCUAAAAUUAGAAUAGUUCAGUAUAUUGUAACGGCUAGCCUAAUUUGGGUAGUGUGGGUGUUUUUAGACUAGGCUAGGUCACUUUGGGGAUACGUUGUACACAUUAAAUGUACGUGUGAAAAUAAAGAGACACAAUAAUUAAUGAAAGUUUAACAAUAUAUAUUCUGGCUUCA
Messenger RNA from Owenia fusiformis, 3623 nucleotides. NCBI's taxonomy places the organism in Eukaryota, Metazoa, Annelida, Polychaeta, Sabellida, Oweniidae. The record is from the annotation of a GenBank genome assembly.